AUGUCCAGGGGAACAGAGAACGGGACGGGAGUCAGUGAGUUCCUUCUGCUGGGCAUCACCAGUGACCCUGAACAACGCAAGGUCCUCUUCUGGUUCUUCCUGUGCAUGUACCUGGUCACGGUGGCUGGGAACACACUCAUCAUCCUGGGCAUCAGCUCUGACUCCCGCCUGCACACGCCUAUGUACUUCUUCCUCACCAACCUCUCCUUUGUGGACAUCUGCUUCACCACCAACCUGAUCCCCAAGCUCCUGUUCAACCAUGUGACGGGAGCAUGGACUAUCUCCUACCCCCACUGCCUGACUCAGAUGUACUUCCUCAUCACCUUCGCCAACCUGGACACCUUCCUGCUGGCGGCCAUGGCGCUGGACCGCUAUGUGGCCAUCUGCAACCCUCUGCAGUACUGUACCAUCAUCACACCCCAGCUGUGUGGGGGGCUGGCGGCUCUCACAUGGCUGUCAUCCGGCCUCAUCUCUCUGGUGCACACCCUCCUCAUGAGCAGACUGGCAUUCUGCCCCUCUGCCAGGGAGAUCUCCCAUUUCUACUGCGAUGCCUACCUUCUCAUGAAGAUUGCCUGCUCUGACACUCGGGUCAAUCAGUGUGUGUUCCUGGGGGCUGUGGUCCUGUUUGUGGCCCCCUGCAUUCUCAUCAUGGUCUCCUACGUGCACAUAGCGGUGGCUAUCCUCCGGAUCCCGUCCACCUCGGGAAGGUGCAAGGCAUUUUCCACGUGCAGCUCCCACCUGUCUGUGGUCACUCUGUUCUAUGGAACUGUCCUUGGCAUAUACAUCCGACCCCCGGACACCUUCUCCGCACAGGACACGGUGGCCACCAUCAUGUACACAGUGGUGACACCCAUGCUGAACCCCUUCAUCUACAGCCUGAGGAACAAGAACAUGAAGGAGGCUGUGAGGAGGCUCUUCAAUAGAGGCUCCAAGUCCUCCUAG
Erinaceus europaeus (western European hedgehog) is the source of this 942-nucleotide messenger RNA. Its product is annotated as olfactory receptor 1D2-like. The coding region runs from base 1 to 942 and encodes 313 amino acids. Gene Ontology annotation, biological process: G protein-coupled receptor signaling pathway. Gene Ontology annotation, cellular component: membrane. Gene Ontology annotation, molecular function: olfactory receptor activity; G protein-coupled receptor activity. The transcript has a single exon. NCBI's taxonomy places the organism in Eukaryota, Metazoa, Chordata, Mammalia, Eulipotyphla, Erinaceidae. The record is from RefSeq and is a predicted model, not a curated record.